Molecule: messenger RNA, 1238 nt
Organism: Nycticebus coucang (slow loris)
Lineage: Eukaryota; Metazoa; Chordata; Mammalia; Primates; Lorisidae
Gene: WDR74
Product: WD repeat domain 74
Exons: 11
Coding region: 40-1197 (385 amino acids)
Biological process (GO): ribosomal large subunit biogenesis
Cellular component (GO): nucleolus; preribosome, large subunit precursor
Molecular function (GO): protein binding
Source: RefSeq, a predicted model, not a curated record
UGCGUCGGAAGUGUGAGCCAUCGGUUUCCGAUCCCUGUCAUGGCGGCUGCUGUUCGGGCGCGUUGGAACCAUGUGUGGGUCGGCACCGAGACUGGCAUCCUGAAAGGAGUCAACCUGCAGCGAAAACAAGCGGUCAACUUCACAGCGGCGGGACAGCCUCGGCGUGAGGAGGCCGUGAGCGCCCUGUGUUGGGGUGCAGGUGGCGAGACCCAGAUUCUGGUGGGCUGCGCAGACAAGACGGUGAAACACUUCAGCACAGAAGAGGGCAUAUUCCUGGGUCAGAGGCACUGCCCCGGCGGAGAGGGCACGUUCCGGGGCCUCGCCCAGACCGACAGCACCCUAAUCACAUGUGUGGAUUCUGGGAUUCUCAGAGUCUGGCAUAACAGUGACAAGGAGGCAUCCUCUGACCCACUCUUGGAACUAAGGGUGGGUCCUGGAGUGUGUAGGAUGCGCCAAGACCCAGCACACCCCCAUGUGGUUGCCACAGGUGGGAAGGAGAAUGCCUUGAAGCUGUGGGACCUGCAGGGGUCUGAGGAACCUAUGUUCAGAGCCAAGAAUGUACGGAAUGACUGGCUGGACCUGAGGGUGCCCAUCUGGGACCAAGACAUACAAUUCCUCCCUGGGUCACAGAAGCUUGUCACCUGCACAGGGUACCACCAGAUCCGGGUCUAUGAUCCAGCCUCCCCCCAGCGCCGGCCAGUUCUAGAGACCAACUAUGGAGACUACCCACUGACAGCCAUGACCCUCACUCCUGGGGCCAAUUCAGUAAUUGUGGGGAACACCCAUGGGCAGCUGGCAGAAAUUGACUUUCGGCAAGGCCGCUUGCUGGGCUGUCUGAAGGGAUUGGCAGGCAGUGUCCGUGGGUUACAGUGCCACCCUUCAAAGCCCUUAUUAGCCUCUUGUGGCUUGGACAGAGUCUUGAGGGUACACAGUAUCCAGAAUCCACGGGGUCUGGAGCAUAAGGUUUAUCUCAAGUCUCGGCUGAACUGCCUUCUCCUAUCAGGCAGGGAUAACUGGGAGGAUGAACCCCAAGAGCCUCAAGAGCCUAACAAAGUAUCCCCAGAAGACACAGAGACAGAUGAACUUUGGGCAUCUUUAGAGGCAGCUGCCAAGCGGAAGCUUCCUGAUUUGAAGCAUACCCAAGGGGCCCUCCAAACCAGGAGAAAAAAGAAGCGUCCUGGAUCCACUAGCCCCUGAAGCUCCUAUGCCCACUUUCUAAAUAAAUAGCUGAACAUCCA